Hibiscus syriacus is the source of this 576-nucleotide messenger RNA. RefSeq lists its product as uncharacterized. The transcript has 2 exons. NCBI's taxonomy places the organism in Eukaryota, Viridiplantae, Streptophyta, Magnoliopsida, Malvales, Malvaceae. The coding region runs from base 92 to 487 and encodes 131 amino acids. The record is from RefSeq and is a predicted model, not a curated record.
AAUCUUAUUCAUCAUCCCCUUACUACAAACAUCAUCCCACCACCUCCAGAGACUCGCGCGCCCCAUUCUCCCCCUAACUUCCGAUUCUAUCAUGGGUGGCUGUGCGAGCAAACCUAAGGAGUUGGACAGCCAUGCCCGCUCUCCUUUAAGCUCUGACAACACUCAGCCUGAGACAACUGCUCAGAGCAACACAAACGGAGGUGAGAAUCAGAUUGAGAAGGCUGAACCGGAGGGGGAAAAGGAGGCUGAAACCUCGUCCUCUGAGGCUGUUUCCGCGGGGACAGAUGUUCCCAAAGCUGAGGAACCGACGGAGGACGACGAAGUUAAAGCCAGCAAGGAGGAUAAUGAAGAUAAGGUGGAGGAUGUCACAAAAGAAGCGGUGAAGGAAGCUGAAUCAGGUGCGCAUAAAUCAAAUGAUGUGCCCCCAAGCAAGGAAAAAGUUAAAAGUGACGCCCCUGUCGAGGACGGAUCAAAAAUCCAAGCCUAGAGGGUUCAUGUUAUAAAUAUACAUUCCAUCAGAUCAGCUUGAUAUCAGUUGUAACAUUUGAAUUUCAAUUCUAUCCACCUAUAACAUUA